UCUAUUCGGACUAUUAAGGUUCAGUUAGCUUUCGUACGGCUAAAUAGUCGGAAGCCAGAAGCCGACGAUGGCGGAGAGUGCAGGCCCCAGUGGGCCAUCAUCCUACAAUAUACCAACAAUUGGCGUGAUGUGCAUCGACAUUGCUACUAGUUUGCAGAAGAACUUUGGUCAAAAGAACUACAGCUAUAUAGCCGCUUCCUACGUCAAAUUUCUGGAGGCAUCCGGGGCCCAUGUAGUGCCCAUUUGGAUCGGCCGAGAGCGAGCAUACUAUGAUUCGAUGAUGAACCAGGUGAAUGGCAUCUUGUUGCCAGGAGGAGCAGUUUCCAUCGAGGCGGCUGAUAGGCAAGCCUAUCCGGAUCUGACCAGCGAUUGUGUCCAGAGUGCCGAGCACAUUUACCAACUGGCCAUGUGCCGGAAUCAGCAGGCGAGAAAGGAGAAUGAUGCACGUGGAUACUUUCCGGUUUGGGGCACCUGUCUCGGCUUCCAGUUGCUCCUCAUCCAUGCCGCCGAAGACCCCAAAAUUCGAACCAAUUGUCAGCGUAUGCAAACAGCGAUGCCGGUGAGACUAGUCGAGAAUUUUCGCGAGUCCCAGCUUUUUAAUCUUCCGGAUUCCGUGGCUGAGAAGAUGGAGAAGUAUCCCUUUGCUUGUCACCAACAUCGCUAUUGUAUCACGAAAGACAGCCUGAAGUCGUAUGGUUUGGCAAACGAUUGGCAUCCUCUGGCCACGCAGAUGGAUCCCACAGGCCUGGAGUUCAUCACGAUUAUCGAGCAUCGUCGUUUUCCCAUCUUCGGCUGUCAGUUUCAUCCGGAGCGGGCUGCUUUUGAGCAGCUUUUUGCUGCAAAGGAUCUCUGCUACUUGGCACAUUCUCAUCAUGGAAUCGAGUUGUCCCAAAUCCUUGCCAGCCGAUUCGUGGACGCCUGUCGUCUAAACAAAAAUCGCUUCGUUAGUCCUAAUAUAAAAGCAAAUCAUCUCAUCUGGAAUUGGCAGCCUGUUUUCUCCGGUAAUUUGGAGGACUCCAACUGGCUGCAGUGCUAUCUUUUUGAGAAGAACGUGGACUACCCAAAGGAACUGAAUGAUUCUGUGGAUUCAACUGGGAUAGAGAACAAAACUGUGGAUUAAAAUCUAAUUAACUUAAGAUUACAUUUACAUUGAAAUUUAUAAAAUGAACUGAGGAUUUUUUACUGAUA
This is a messenger RNA of Drosophila ficusphila, 1188 nucleotides long. RefSeq names its product gamma-glutamyl hydrolase (gene l(3)72Dr). The record is from RefSeq and is a predicted model, not a curated record. Gene Ontology annotation, cellular component: vacuole. NCBI's taxonomy places the organism in Eukaryota, Metazoa, Arthropoda, Insecta, Diptera, Drosophilidae. Gene Ontology annotation, molecular function: gamma-glutamyl-peptidase activity. Gene Ontology annotation, biological process: tetrahydrofolylpolyglutamate metabolic process.